UGAAAGAUGUCUCUCAUCACAACUGUAAAUUUUUGAUGUUAAGAUUUCCUUUACUCAUCCUUUUUUGAAUUUUUUUUCGUAAAAGAAGAAGCAAAUAUUAACUAUGUACGGGAAAAAGAAAACACUAGGGUAUGGAAAAUAAGCAGCCCUCAUGCAAGAAAUCUUUAGUACCCGACGAAAAAUUGAAACGCAAAGUUUACCACGACGCUAUUGCCGGACAAUCAAACUGUUAUAAUAAACCUCUAUUUUUAGAAAUAGUUCAUAAAGGACCCCAUAAGAAUGAUUCACAGAAGGUUUUAGUUUCAAUAAAACCUCGAACCCCAGCAAUCAAGACUCUGUACGUCGCUGAAAAGUGUAGAUUUCGAUCCAAAAAGCAUUCUGUAAUAUCUGGCUCUCAACUGGCAAUAGGAGAUCAUUCAUCAUUUACAAGCCGUAUCACUCAAGAUGAGUCUAGUGUAAAUAAUGAUAUCAACUGCCUUACAAAGCAUAGUAAUACAACAGAAGUUCAGUAUAAUAUUAGAAACUCACUGACCAACAGUGUACAGGCAAAGACCACAAUUAGUACUGGCAAUUGCACUUCAGAAAACGUUUCACAAGAUGUGUCAGAUUACAAUACCGAAAUUACAUUCGAAGGAUAUUUUGCUACUCAGCCAUGCCCUAAUACAAAUAAACUAGAAACCGUGAAUGAAAAUUCUAAAGUAAAUCCGUACAAAGUAAAAUUAAAUACAGUUAUUGCAAACACAUGUAAUACUUCUGAAAAUAUAAUAUCACCAUCAAUAGAAAACCUUAUUAAUAUUAACAGAAGAAUAGAUUCUCUUGAAAGAAAAAUUGUUAAACAGGAAAUGGUUGUUCGAUCUUUGAGUCCACAUGCUCUGAUAUCAUCAUCCGAAGAUGAUGAAAAAGCUAAUAAGGCUAAGAGUCCUGUGCAACAUCCAGGAUCUCCUGGUUGUAGUUAUGUUGAGUACAGCCAUAUACCAGGGACCUCCGCUUUUCAGCGAUACGCUCAAGCUGCCCCACUCUCCCCAAGUAAAGCAACAACAAUACAAAAAGAACAUAAUUCAGAACAAUAUGGCCGUGAUUUUACUCUAUACGAUGGUAUUACAUCUCGUGGAAGAAGGCAAUGUGCCUCUGUGCCAUGUAAACGCGAUGAAGUCCCGAAAGUAGCUGCGGAACGAGUUCAUAAGAUAAGACAUAAACUUAACCCAGUAAGGGAUUAUAGAUUAAUGGAUACUGUUCACUAUCUCGCUCAGGGAGAAUUUGCUCCUAGAGAUGAUGGCAUUAAGCUGACACCGUCACGGGAAGCAGUUUUAAGUGAUAUUAUUUGGGAAGACGUGUGUCGUACGCACUGGCCUAACACUCGUCUGGCCCGAAGGUUAGCUCAUUCCGAAAGAUGUGGAACAAGAUCUGAUUUGCAAAGGCUAAUUGAUAGCUUAUUAAGAGAGCGUAUAGCGCAUGUUGAGCGACGUCGGAGACGACACUAUCGAAUUGUAAAACUUAACAACCGUCACGAAAAUUGCCGCCCCGUAGGUAAAACUGGAGAUAUUAUUGUGGCUAGUCACAAAAGCCGACAUGAGAAUGAUGAUAGAGAUAGCCCAAUUAGUGAACAUACUAAACCUAUCAGUCUAGAAAGACGCAACAACGAACGACGACCGUGUAAAACUAAUAAGAGCCAAGAACAAUUGAUGUAUGCGAAAACAAAACCGCGACGGAAAUUUAAUCCAGAACAGUGUACUGCGGGACCAAGUUAUGCCAAACGACGAUCCAGUCCAAAAACAUCAACAUGUUGUUACACAUCAAAAACUGUAAAUAAGAAGAAUAUGCAUGCACAACGACACAACUGUAGCCGUUACGAUACAAGUACCAUAAGUGGCAGUAGUGUAACCACAGGAAAAGUUCACCCAAAGCAUCCUCGCCUUGUCGUCAAGAAGAGCUCCGGUCGUCGGAAAUAUCAAGUGAAGGAGCCUAAUCUUGAGCAUUUUAUAUUACUACCUACGUUAGUAGUGCGCACACCGUCGAAUAUGAAAAGGCAGAAAAAAUUUAAUGAACUUUAUCACAGGAUUUUGAACGUACAAACAGAAAUUAAUGAUGGCGUAAGCCCCGGAAGAACUCCCAAGUCAACCAUGGCGACAAAAGAUAUUGGUUUCAAUGUAAACAUAAACAUAUCAGACACGAGUUAUGGAGAGGAUGCAAAGGAAUAAAUGAUUACAUAGAGCAUUUUUCACCAUCUACUUACUAUUUAUUCAAUUUUUAAUGAGAAAAACUACAGCAAUAAACAAUUAACUAAAAGUA
Molecule: messenger RNA, 2289 nt
Organism: Leptidea sinapis
Lineage: Eukaryota; Metazoa; Arthropoda; Insecta; Lepidoptera; Pieridae
Exons: 5
Coding region: 132-2198 (688 amino acids)
Source: RefSeq, a predicted model, not a curated record